Molecule: messenger RNA, 2062 nt
Organism: Strongylocentrotus purpuratus (purple sea urchin)
Lineage: Eukaryota; Metazoa; Echinodermata; Echinoidea; Camarodonta; Strongylocentrotidae
Gene: hbp1
Product: HMG box-containing protein 1
Exons: 9
Coding region: 161-1693 (510 amino acids)
Biological process (GO): regulation of transcription by RNA polymerase II
Cellular component (GO): nucleus
Molecular function (GO): DNA-binding transcription factor activity, RNA polymerase II-specific; RNA binding; protein binding
Source: RefSeq, a predicted model, not a curated record
AGUAAACAAGUUCUCGGUGGUCAUUCAUGAUCAUGGCGUCCCUUCCAGUGCCGAGCCAAGUUAGAUGAUAGCACGAGAGGAAAACAACCUUUGUUUUUCCUGAUUCAAGACUUAUAAUUGCACCGAGAAGCUGAGUAGUACGAACAUUGAGGCAGCAGCCAUGACAGACAAUCAAAAGUUUCUUGCAGAUAAUCAUCCCCACCUUGAUUGCAAUGCUAAUGUUCCCAAGCCUUGCCAAGUUCUCAAAAUUGAGACUGGUGUGAAACCCAUCAUGAACGAAAAUGCGCCUAUCAGUCACAUGCAUUCGUUGGAUGGAUGUAAUGGAGAUGGGGAUCACCGGUCUGCUCAGAACUGGCUGACGGAGUUGGCCAUCAUUGCCACCAGCCCUCAAAGCCCCCUUAUGCAAAGGAAGAGUGGGGGCUCAUCUGGGAGACAGAGGCAUCACUCUGAGGGAAGUGUACUUCAUAAACCAACAAGACUAUCAGCCGCAGUCAACUCUCUCAACCGUGCCAUUCACACCUACGCCAAACCCCCUCGCAAUGCUCCACCUCCAUCGUUUCUCAUCUCAUCUUCAUCGUCAUCAUCAUCGUCGUCUCACGUCAACGAUGAGGAUGACUUCAUCGAUCCCGUUGGUACAUGGGCCCCUGAGCUGAGCGAUGCUAGGAUCACCUCUUCUUCACCCUUCCCAGCAUCGCCCAAAGAUUCAGAGUUAGCAGGAGGGGGUACCUGGUCACACCCCUGGCCAGUAGCUGUCUGGAAGUGCUUUCUCAAAGGUAACAUGAUACGAUUCACAUCAGGUCCUCGCACAGAGUGGCGGCUCGCCGAGGAGAUCGGAAGCAACGAGUAUCUAGCCACACAAGCCUGUCUCAUCAAGGAUGAAUCCGGGAGAGGACAGUCCCCUAUCUCUGGGUACGCACCUCUUGGAUUACGCCUGGUCAAGAUAGAGGACCUGAAGCCUAGCGAUCCUAGGCUACCCGACAUCCAUGCUGAAGUCUACGAUCAAAUGAAAUUGACCUUUGACCCUGAUGUCAAAGGUCAAUCGUGUCUUGAAGCCAUCUGCUCUACAGACCAUCCUUUCUUUGUGCGCCAUAAAGGUUGGUCCUCAUACAUACCUUGCCAGACAGUAGUAAGAUAUGGUAUUCCUUGCUCUGAGCUUGAGAGUGGGGAUGUGUGCUUACCCCCUUCUCAUCCUGAUGCAACCAGCUAUAAGGAGUCAGAUGUACUAGAAAGCUUUAAAAGCUAUGACCUUACUCCUUCCGACUCUGCGGCAGUUCUUGCCCUUAGCAGCAUGGCCAGACACCGUAAGGAUCUAGAGAACAGCCCAACGCGACAGAUCCCAUCGUCACCGGUCUCCUCUUCCUGUCAGUUAUCUCCUGGAGGUAGCGCUAGCGCCCCAUCAUCACCUUCCAAGGGGAUGAAGAAGCUCCAGCUGGUGGACCAGAAGGGCAAGAGACCCAUGAAUGCUUUCAUGCUCUUUGCCAAGAAAUUCAGGCUGGAGUACACCCAGCAGCAUCCUGAUAAGGACAAUAGAGCCAUCAGCGUCAUCCUUGGUACCAAAUGGAAGAAGAUGAGGCUAGAGGAGAGGAGAGUGUUCUCUCAGGAGGCCAAGCAUCUUGCUGAUGAACACAAGAAGAUUCAUCCCGACUGCUGGAAGAGAAAACGAGCCCACUCUACAAGCUCUGUGCAUUCUUGACAAAGCUAAUAUGCUGCCACCCAGCCAUUGGUGCCUAUUACUGCAGCUGAUUGAUGAUUGACUAUAGUAUUUCAGCAAUCUCUCAGGAUUAUCACCUUUAUGAUGGAGUCAAACUCAUAGGAAUAUUUAUAGAUGGACGAUUAUAUCCUGUGAAUAUCUGGGGCUAAAAGCUCCAAUAAAGAUAAAUCUAUAUAUAGAUAUAUAUAUUACCACUCAAAGGAGGCAAGGAAAGUGGUCUAUAUGAGCAGGUGGCCUUUAUGUAAAGGUUUCAAUCAGAACACUGUUUAAGGGUUUGAAAAGUGGUCUUUAUCAAUCUUUUUUCAGACUGUCUGUCUUUUUAUACACGUCUCAAACAGGAGAAAUGAUGAU